Molecule: messenger RNA, 309 nt
Organism: Pieris macdunnoughi
Lineage: Eukaryota; Metazoa; Arthropoda; Insecta; Lepidoptera; Pieridae
Source: the annotation of a GenBank genome assembly
AUGGCUCCAAAGGGGAGUAGUGUCGCGUGGGACCAUUUUGUGGUCAAGGACAAGGAUCAGUACAUGGCCGAGUGCAAAAUGUGUAAGACUCAGUUAAGUUUUAAAGGUUCUGUGUCUAACUUGACAAAACAUUUGAAAAGGAAGCAUCCUUUGGUCAAUUUAGUGCCACGAAAUUCUUCGACGUCAGCUUCCAUAUCGCUUAACUCGGAAUCACCAUCAUCACAGGUGGCAACGGCAACGACUUCAUCAAGUGAUACGACCGAUUAUCACCAGCAGCUAGUACCAGUAAUACUGGUACAGUGCGUGUAG